UACUGUGUGAGCUGUGAUUGGUCACAGCUUGUCACAUGGUACAAGGCUGUUGUGAAUAGCCUUGUACCAUGUGACCUCUGUGAUCAUGCACAGAUUUCACACGUAGUAAGCAAUGAUGUCAGAAGCGACAUCUUGCUUAUUACUUUGCAUGUGAUCAGUGAUUGUUUCACUGUGUCCGGAGGACACAGCGGGCACCGAAUCGCGGUGCUGCGCGCUCCCGGGGAGCGCGCAAAAGCAGGGUGCGGGAAGGUCGUUUAUAAGCGGCCACCCGACCCUGCAACGGCCACCCGACCCUGCAGUGCUACC
Molecule: messenger RNA, 306 nt
Organism: Staurois parvus
Lineage: Eukaryota; Metazoa; Chordata; Amphibia; Anura; Ranidae
Source: the annotation of a GenBank genome assembly